Molecule: messenger RNA, 1827 nt
Organism: Fonsecaea erecta
Lineage: Eukaryota; Fungi; Ascomycota; Eurotiomycetes; Chaetothyriales; Herpotrichiellaceae
Exons: 1
Coding region: 1-1827 (608 amino acids)
Source: RefSeq, a predicted model, not a curated record
AUGGCUGCAUUUGCAAAGGCUUACCCUACCGACCCGGUGGACGUCAUCAUCUCGGACUACAUGUCGGAGGUGAACAUGACGGUCGGGGCGGCUAGGAAGGUCGACUCGACCCAGUUGGCGGCGGACGUAGGCAACGCCUUCCUCGGCGCCGGCGCGGGCCCAGCGUUUGAAAGCUCGUUCCUCGAGGCCCUGGAGCCGGCGCUGGAAGACCUGGGCAGGUACGGGAUCAAGGUGGCCGCCAACGCCGGGAACGCCGACGUGCAGGGCCUGUACAAGAUCGUGGUCGACAUGGUCCGGAAGAAGGGCCUGGAGGGCAAGAUCAAGGUCGCGUGGAUCUCGGGCGACGAGGUCUUGCCGGCCAUCAACGAGGGGCUCAAGAACGGGAGCUCCAAGUUCAAAAACAUCUACACGGGCCAGGUGCUGGAGAGCUGGGAGUUCGAGCCCAUCUACGCCCACGCCUAUCUGGGUGGCAUGGGCAUUGCCGAGGCGUUCCGCCAGGGCGCGCAGAUUGUCAUCUGCGGCCGGGUCGCGGAUGCGUCUCCCGUCAUCGGCGCCGCGGCGUGGUUUCACCGGUGGACGCGAGAGAACCUGGAUCAGCUGGCCAAUGCCUUCGUCGCGGGCCAUAUGAUCGAGUGCUCGACCUACGUCACGGGCGGCAAUUUCACGGGGUUCAAGAGCCUCGAGGCCGGGGGGCGCUGGGUCGACAUUGGGUUCCCGAUCGCGGAGAUUUCACCAGACGGGCAAGUGGUGAUCACGAAACAGAAGAAUUCCGCCGGCGGGAUGGUGACCGUCCACACGUGCUCGUCGCAGCUGCUGUAUGAGAUCCAAGGGCCGUGGUACUUCAACAGCGACGUCACCGCCGUCCUGGACCAGCUCUGGUUCGAGCAGCUAGGCCCCGACCGCGUCGCAUUGCACGGCGUCAAGGCCCUGCCGCCACCCCCGACGACGAAAGUCGGCAUCACCGCUCGCGGCGGAUUCCAGGCGGAGGUGUCAUACUAUCUGACUGGAUUGGAUAUUGCCGAAAAAGCCCGGAUGACCGAAGCACAACUGCGCCACAGUCUCAGGAAAUACUCGGACAAGUUUACGACGCUGUCAUUCAGUAUCCUCGGAACUCCGGGCGUGGACGCGGACAACCAAAAUGCCGCGACGUGCACAUUCCGAAUUUUCGUGCAAGGAAAGGAAGAGAGAGAUAUCUCCUCCGGCAAAUUCCUUAGACCGGUGAUUGACAACAUCAUGCAGGGCUAUCCUGGUUCCACGUUCCAUCUGGACUUCCGUCUGGGCAUCCCCAAGCCAUACUUUGAAUAUUAUGUUACCUUGUUGGAUCAGAAGAAGGUGUCGCACGUGGUACAUUUCGACGGCCGAGAAACACUGGUCCCGCCACCGACGGUCACAAAGGUCUUCGCGGAGAGGCAGCCCAGUCAGCCGGCCACGCAACUCCAGGUCGACCUAUCCAAAUUCGGGCCGACGGAACGAGUUCCCCUGGGGUCUAUUGUGAAUGCUCGCUCCGGGGACAAGGGGUCGGACUGUAAUUGCGGCUUCUGGGUUGCGCGGGAGGACGAAUACGUGUGGCUGAAGAACCUGCUCUCCGUCGCGAACAUCAAACUCCUCUUGGGCAAAGAGUACGACGAGACGAGAGUGCCCAAGCUUGAAAUCGACAGGUUCGAGCUGCCGAAUCUGAGAGGUGUCCAUUUCUUGUUCCGCAAUCUCCUGGACCGAGGUGCCACCAGUACGAGCACCGUGGACUUCCUAGGUAAGAAUUGCGCCGAGUUCUUGAGAGCACGACACGUCGACGUGCCCGUUAAGUUCUUGGCCAGAGGCAGGUUGUGA